ACCACUCCAGUCACAACCCUCCUCCACGCUGCUACCACACGCACCACCCCACACCGCGCUCACUCUCUCACUCACUCACUCGCUACAUUCACACAUUCUAAGUGGUUCAAGCAUGGUUUAUUUACGUUUCGAGAUUUUGUCAACUGGGUAGGUUUUCAUUUUUGGACGAAAAGAAAGAGUAAAUAUAUAUAAAAAAAACAUUUUAAAAGACAGAAAAUAGAACAAAAUUACGGCUUCCACACUCUCUUGACAACUCUUCAGGAUUUCUUUAAGAUUUGCUGCAGACGACACAGUAUGAGGAAAAUGAAUCGAUGUAGUUUGAAGAAGUCGAUAGAGAACUAACAGGAGAAAACGGAAGACAGGAAAACGAUAAACAAACAAAAGGGAAACCGUCUUAUUUAAAUUAUGGAUGUGAUUGUCCGUUGAUUGAUGUUUUGGUCACAAAACAUACAAUAUUUUAAAAAAUAAUAAAAUCUUGGAAGUAUACAGACAACAAAAAAAUUUUAAAUGGCGAAUUCUUUAAAUUCUUCCUAUUUUUAUGGAACAGACAAAGUUUAUAAUUGGGGAAAUCGAAGUUACUUUACCUUCUUUUCAGAAUUUAACCGUCCUUGGAAUGGAAUCGGAGUCAUUGAAGCACUCAUCUACAUCGUUAUCUUUCUGAUAUCUGUUGUCGCUAACAUUCUAAUAAUCAUACGUGUUUUACGAGUAAGACAACUGAAGACUGUCACAAACUGUUUCAUAGCAAACUUGGCAAUGGCCGAUUUGCUGUUCAGUUCCGGCUGCCCAUUCAUUGCAGUGGUUCGAAUCACCGGCACAUGGGUGCUGGGAGGCUUCCUUUGUCAUAUUAUCAUCUAUCUAGAGUUUGUAUGUAUGUUUGCUGUCAUUUGGACCAUGACAGUGAUAAGCAUCGAGCGUUUUUUCUGUAUUGUAAAACCAAACUGCUGUCGUAUUUCUCUGACGAUGGCCAUUGUCAUUGUCGUCCUGAUCUGGGUCAUUGCAUUCGCUGGUUUCUUGCCAAUGGCGACAUUUUUCAACAUUUAUGCAUUUCCCUUCGGCAACGACACAAUUCAAAUAUGUACGUUGGUGUGGCCGUCAAACACUAAAGUCCAAGUCUCCAUAGUUUUCGUUUCCUGUCUGGUUUUGGUGGGUUUCAUCGUACCAUUGGCCUUAAUGGCCCACAACUAUUACCGCGUCUUCCGAACAUUCUGGAUUUCCCGACAGACAAUCAUAAAGAAGGAAUGUAGUUCUAGUCAACCAACUGUUAACAUGGCCGUUCAACCAGCUGCCAGCACGUUGCGGUCUCAUAGCAGCAAACUCGUUUCACAUAAUAUGAAAGUACGAAGCCUCCGCAGUUUCCGUGUCAUCCGGAUUCUUGUUCUGCUCGUCCUUCUCUUCUUCCUGAUGUGGUUACCUAUUUUCAUUGCUUUCAUAGUCAUUCAGUAUGAUGGUGCUUAUGAAUACCACCAGAUGCAUUCUUGGAUGUUAAUCACGUCUUCCUACUUUGCUUUCGCAAAUACUUGUGUCAACCCAUUUGUCUAUGUAUUCAUCAACGAAAGGUUCAGAAUCACCAUAAACUUCUGCAGAAAAACUUCCAAAGAACAGCCGAAAGCCGACGAAAUUGCUUCUUUUUCAGCCUCAGGCACAUGAUAUGAAAAGGGACAGAAAAUAAAAAUAAUAAAAUUAACAAUAAUAAUGAUUUCUUGCAUAAAGCAAAAAUGGCACAAGCCCAUGACACGUUGGAAACUAAGGCCUAAGGGCGGGGAAAGGAGUUUAAAAGAUUUAACCUUAACCCCUCCCCUUUUCUCCAACACAACUCCUUCAUUUCAUGUUUGUGUGUUGUUCUAUAUCAGACCGUAACAAUCGCCCAUUGUUUCACCAUCUUCAUUAUUUUUACUACUACUACUACUACUACUACUACUACUACUACUACUACUACUACUACUACUACAACUACUGCUGCUGCUGCUGCUGCUGCUGUUGCUGUUGUUAUUGUUGUUGUUUUUUAUAAUUUCUUCCGGUUCAUAACGUACUGAGCUCAAAUCUCGCCGAGGUCAACUUUGCCUUUAUUUUCUUUCGGGGUCGAUAGAAUAAAGUACCAGCCAAGAACUGGGGGUCGACCAACUCCCUCUUCCUAAAACAGCCACGGAACCAAAAUUUGAAGCGAUUAUUAUUAUUAUUAUCAUUAUUAUUAUUAUUAUUAUUAUUAUUAUUAUUAUUAUUAUUAUCAUUAUUAUUAUUAUUAUUAUCAUUAUUAUCAUUAUU
Molecule: messenger RNA, 2262 nt
Organism: Octopus bimaculoides (California two-spot octopus)
Lineage: Eukaryota; Metazoa; Mollusca; Cephalopoda; Octopoda; Octopodidae
Product: free fatty acid receptor 4
Biological process (GO): G protein-coupled receptor signaling pathway
Cellular component (GO): plasma membrane
Molecular function (GO): G protein-coupled receptor activity
Source: RefSeq, a predicted model, not a curated record